CCGGGGAAAGAGAGGGGCCGAGGGGGAGUGGAGAGGGUCUUGGGGAGCUGUCGGUCCCAGCUGCCAGAGUGUUGAGGGAACAGGGACUCCCUGGGGAGGAGAGCGAGGCGGGCCGUCCUGGAGGGACGGGUCCCACCGAGAGGGGAGAGAGGAGCUAAGAGUGGUGACAAGGGGUGCAGGGCUUCAGGCAGGGAUCUUUAGAGGCCCCCAGGGGAUGGGGGGUGCAGUUCGUUUGAGCGUCCCUGGAGCGCUGGUACUCUGGGCUGCAAUGGGGGCGGCAGCUCACAUUGGACCAGCACCUGACCCCGAGGACUGGUGGAGCUACAAGGAUAAUCUCCAGGGAAACUUCGUGCCAGGGCCGCCCUUCUGGGGCCUGGUGAAUGCAGCCUGGAGUUUGUGUGCCGUGGGGAAGCGGCAGAGCCCCGUGGAUGUAGAGCUGAAGAGGGUCCUUUAUGACCCCUUUCUGCCCCCACUGAGGCUCAGCACUGGGGGAGAAAAGCUCCGGGGAACCCUGUACAACACUGGUCGCCAUGUCUCCUUCCUGCCUGCCUCCCGGCCUGUGGUCAAUGUGUCUGGGGGUCCCCUCCUUUAUAGCCACCGACUCAGUGAACUGCGGCUACUAUUUGGAGCACGUGAUGGGGCUGGCUCUGAGCACCAGAUCAACCACCAGGGUUUCUCUGCUGAGGUGCAGCUCAUCCAUUUCAACCAAGAACUCUAUGGGAACUUCAGCGCCGCUUCCCGGAGCCCCAAUGGCCUGGCUAUUCUCAGCCUCUUUGUCAAUGUGGCUGGCAGCUCAAACCCAUUCCUCAGCCGCCUCCUUAACCGUGACACCAUCACCCGCAUCUCUUAUAAGAACGAUGCCUACUUUCUUCAAGACCUGAGCCUGGAGCUCCUGUUUCCCGAAUCCUUUGGCUUCAUCACCUAUCAGGGCUCUCUCAGCACCCCGCCCUGCUCAGAGACCGUCACCUGGAUCCUCAUUGACCGGGCCCUCAAUAUCACUUCCCUCCAGAUGCACUCCCUGAGACUCCUGAGCCAGAAUCCUCCAUCCCAGAUCUUCCAGAGUCUCAGCGGUAACGGCAGGCCCCUGCAGCCCUUGGCUCACAGGGCUUUGAGGGGCAACAGGGAUCCCAGGCACCCCGAGAGGCGCUGCCGAGGCCCCAACUACCGCCUGCAUGUGGAUGGAACCCCUCAAGGUCGCUGAGACGCCCCAUCGAGGACUGCGCCUGCUCUUCCCAAGCCUACCCACAGGGGAGGGGACUCACCCCCAAAACAAAGCUAUUAAAGGGACCGAAUACUCCCUGUUU
This is a messenger RNA of Talpa occidentalis (Iberian mole), 1304 nucleotides long. RefSeq names its product carbonic anhydrase 11 (gene CA11). Gene Ontology annotation, molecular function: carbonate dehydratase activity; zinc ion binding. The transcript is spliced from 9 exons. The record is from RefSeq and is a predicted model, not a curated record. Bases 215 to 1201 code for a protein of 328 amino acids. NCBI's taxonomy places the organism in Eukaryota, Metazoa, Chordata, Mammalia, Eulipotyphla, Talpidae.